CAGCAACCCUGGGAGACAGCCUUAGUCUUUCCUUCCUAACAUAAGCUUAGAGGAUGCUAAGCCUCCUUUGUUCCAAGAGUUUGAAAGACCGAAAGCACCAUCAUGAACCUGGAGCCACCCAAGCCUGAUAUCAGAUCAGCCACCAGAGUGGUUGGAGGACCAGUUACCCCUAGGAAAGGACCACCCAAAUUCAAGCAGCGGCAAACCCGUCAGUUCAAGAGCAAGCCCCCGAAGAAAGGUGUACAAGGUUUCGGUGAUGACAUUCCUGGAAUGGAGGGCUUGGGAACAGACAUCACUGUCAUCUGUCCCUGGGAAGCCUUCAACCACUUGGAGCUGCAUGAGUUGGCCCAGUAUGGCAUCAUUUAGCUGACCCUUCCAACUACACGACUAUGAAGACAGCCUCACCUUCGCAGUCUUAUUUAUUCUUGCUCCCCUAUCCCAGAAUUUUCCAUGUGACAACCCCACUUUGCUGUUCUUUUCCUGAAGUUCCAUUCAGAAAUCAGGUCCAGGGAAGAAUCCCUCCUCCUAAGGUUGCUUGAUCUCUGUGUCAAUAUCAGGAGGACUGAGCCUUUACUGUAGGACUAAUUCAGGGCUUCCAGAGACCUAGGCACCAGGUCGAUCUUUAGGUUAAAGCCACAUUUUAUUCAGCCACCUCAUCUCCUUCCCCUUUACUGACUUGUUUAGCUAUUGUCCUAGGGUUCUGCUUGGUGUAGGAGGGGGCAGCAGUAAAUACUGGCCCUGUACCCCAAGUGACCUAUGAGUGUAUUUUUCCUCCUGGAAGGAAUCUGCUUACCUUUCAGGGAACUUCCCUUGGAGAAGCAGACGUGUCUCCUUCCCGUGGCAAGAACGGACUUGGCAUGUGGGUUGAAUUGAUUGAGCUUUAUACUCAGUAAUUCUCUUAGAGUUCUUGGGGAGAAUACAUUCUGGAAAUCCAGAGCUUAUUGUAUUCCUUUCUUGGGCAUUGGGAACUGGGAACCUAAGACUGAAUGGUAAUAUAAUUUAAUUAAGGAGGGCAUUACCCCACUGGCAGGGAUAGAAUCAGCUGAUACAGCCACAGUAACCCGCUCCACUAUGUGUAUUGUCCCCUCCAUUAAAAUGUAAUCUCUUUGAGGGAGAGAACUGUCUUUGCUUUCGUAUUUGUAUACCCAGCACUUAAAACACUGCUUGGCAUAGAACAAACAAUCAAUAAAUGUUUUUGUCAUUCAUUUUCUCUAAAUAAUUUUGGUAUCCUUUAGGGUACAGGCUUUUAGUGUCCUGAUCCCUCUAGGCAAAGGAAAGGAGGAGGUAUUAAUUGGCCCAGAGGGAAACUGAGGUAUUAACCUCUUCUUCCACUUCAUUGUGAGUUAUUUGCCCCUUGGAUCAGA
Phascolarctos cinereus (koala) is the source of this 1364-nucleotide messenger RNA. RefSeq names its product phosphodiesterase 6G (gene PDE6G). Lineage: Eukaryota; Metazoa; Chordata; Mammalia; Diprotodontia; Phascolarctidae. Gene Ontology annotation, molecular function: cGMP binding; 3',5'-cyclic-nucleotide phosphodiesterase activity. The record is from RefSeq and is a predicted model, not a curated record. Gene Ontology annotation, biological process: visual perception; positive regulation of epidermal growth factor receptor signaling pathway; positive regulation of G protein-coupled receptor signaling pathway. Gene Ontology annotation, cellular component: photoreceptor outer segment membrane.